Messenger RNA from Paramecium sonneborni, 2905 nucleotides. The record is from the annotation of a GenBank genome assembly. Lineage: Eukaryota; Ciliophora; Oligohymenophorea; Peniculida; Parameciidae.
AUGAAAUUAGUUUGUCGUUUAAGACCAUAACCAAAUAAUACAUCCUCAAGCACUGUUAACUCCAAAAAGGAUGUUCGUACCAAUAUCUUUGCUGGUGUAUUAUCAAAUGAAUGUAUAUUUUGUACAAUGAUAAGCACCCCAGACUAUAGUUGUAAGUUCACGUAAUGCAAUUUCUUAGAAGAUAAUCUUUGAGUAUUUAAAAAAUGAUUCGGAUAUAAUGAGACAACGAUAAUCUAUUAUUGAGAAUUCUGAUCUUUUUUAAUUUGAUUAGGUUUUUGGAGAAAAGGCUAAUUAAUAAUUGGUAUAUGAUUAGGUGAUGGCAAGUAAAGUUAAUAAUUUGAUCACUGGAUAAUCAGGUUCUUUAUUAAUUGUUGGAGGACCUGAGAGUGGAAAAAAAUACACUAUAAAAGGUGAAGAAAGAGGAUAAGAAAAGGGUUUAGCUGUAUUGAUAGUUGAGAACAUACUAAAUUUAAUUGAAAGUUCAAAAUAGUUAAGAGGGAAGGGGAAAUUAAAUAUUUCAAUAUCUUUGGUAAAUAACAUAGAAGUGAUUGAUUUGGUAGGGUCAUCUAGAAAUUAAACUGUUAAAUUUUCAUAAAAUAAAAGUGGAAGUGAAUUUAAAAAAAUGCUUAAUUAAAGUUUAUUCUAAUAUAAGUAAUAUGUUAAAGAGCAUCCAGAAACAAAAAAUAAUCAUAUUUUUAUUAAAUAUUUAAUUGAAUAAGAUAAACAGGAAGUAGCUUAAUUACAUUUGAUUCUCUUUAAUGAAUUUAAAAGAGUAACAUAAGAGGCUAAAGAUUUUCAAGGAAAAUUAAAAUAAUUGCUUGCAUCUUAAUAGGAUUUUUAAGAGAAAGAGUUAGAGAGUAAAUCAUUACUAUAACUUUAUCUUUCAUUUAGAGAAACUAAAUUCAAUAAUAUCACUGUUUUAUUUUGUGUUUCUUAAGUAUAAUAAGAUCAUAUAACAGCUUAUAUGACCUUAUAAUUUGCUGAAGAUUUAAGAUAAACAAUAAAACCUUAAACAUAAAGAAUAGCUUUAUCUUAAUUGGAUAAUUAAUCAAUAAAAUCUAAAUCAUAGAUAGGAAGAGAAAAUUUAACAUAAUAAUUUGGAUCAAAAGGAUCGAUUGAGGAUUAAGCAUCUAGAAUUAUAAGACCAGGAGGAUCUGAUUAGAUUAUGAGAUUUGGAUCUGAUUAAAAUUUAAGACCAGGAUCAGAUUAAACAGUUUUACAUUAAUCUAAAAUCUAUAGUACAAUUGAUAGAUAACCAAGUAGAUAAGAGGCUAAUUUUUCGAAAUAAUUUUAAGAAUUGAAGGAUUUAUUGAAAGAAAAAGAAGUUAUGGAAGAUUAUAAGUAAUUUUAAAUGCAUAUAUUAUUUAUAGAGUCUAAAGAUUUGAAAAAGAUUUAAAGAAUUUAUAUGAAGAGAAUUCACGAAUGUAGAAUAAGGUUCUUUAAUAGGAAGAUUCUAUAAGAUAGAGAGAUCUUUUAAUAUAAUAAUUAGAAUAACAUAUGGAUGAUAAUAAAAAACAAAUGGAAAUGGAACACCAAUUAUUUACUUAAGCAAAAUAAAAAGAGAAUAUUUAUGAACAAAAUUAAGAAGAAUUAAAUGAAGCUGUUGCAUAAUUGAAUCAUUAAUUAAGAUAUUGUAAUGAAGAAUCGUAGUUAUAAAAAUAAAAAAUAAGAGUUUUGGAAAAUGAUAUUGAAAUGUUGAAAGAAUAAGAAUUUAAGAAUGCAAAACAUUAUGAAAAAAGAGAGGAUGAAUUUAUGGGUUUAAUUUAGUAGGAAUAGGAACGCAAUAAAUAAUUAUAUUAAGAAUUAGAUUAUUUUGCUAUAGAACUGAAGAAUAGAGAAUAAUAAUUGUCUGCCAGUGAGGAUAAUAUAAAAACAUUAAAUAAGGUGAUUGAAGAUUAAUCUAAAAGAAUUGAAGAGGAAAAGUAAAAAAAUAAGGAAUUAAGUGAGAGUGUCAACAAUCAUAAAUAAAAAUAAGAAGAGUCAUUUAGAGAUAUAAAUUAAAUUGAAUAGAGAUUCACUAGAUUAAAAGUUAAAUUAGAGACAGAAAAUCAAUAAUUAAAAUAGGAGAAGGAAAAAUAUUUAUAGAAAUACAAAGAGAAAUUAAAAAAAUAUAAAACUUAAAUGAAAUAAUUUGAAUAAGAGAAUGGUUAAAUGAAGAUGGAGAGAGUAAAAUUGUAAACAGAAAACGAUUAGUUAUACGGUAUCUCAAAACAAUUAGAAACAUAAUUAGGUAGAGUACAUAGUGAAACAACAGAGAGAAUAGGUGGUUCAUAUGAUUUAUAUGAAUAGGAGAAAAUAAGAUAAUAAAACAUUCAGCAAAGUAAUUAAUUAAAAUAAGCAGAAUAUGAAGUAAUUAUAAAUUAUAUUUUAGAUAAAAUAAUUAUCUUUUUAGCUAAAUAAUGCAAUAUAGUAGUUGGACCAAACUAAUAUUGAAUAUGAUCGAAUCUUACAAGAGAAUUAGAGAUUACAGAAAUAGUUAGAUGAUAAAUAAUCUGAAGCCAAAAAAAAUGAGUUUAUGAUAGAAAAGGUUGUUGAAUUAAGUGAUAAAUAAUUGGACGAUUUAGAAUCGAAGUUCAAUAAAUUAACAGCUUAAAUAAAUUCUCUUCAACAUGAGAAAAAAUCAUUAUAAUUAGAAAAUCAGAAUUUAAAGAGCUAAUUAGAAUAAAUGGAUGGAAAUGAUUUAGUUUUAGAGAAGAGAAUAGUGAAAUUGAGAAAAGAAAAUAAGGAUUUAAGUAAUUAAAUAAAAUAGUUAAAUUAAAAUAUGAAAGAGAUGAUUGUAGAGAAGCACUCAGAAAUGCGAAAUACAUCAUUUCGUUAGAGUAGAUAUAGUAAUAAACUGUUAAGUUAAAAUUAAUCUUAUAGAUCAUAGAAAUUAAUAGAUGAUGAAGAUGAUGAUGUUAUUUGA